AAAAAAAACAUUUUAUAAACAAACAAAAAAAAAAAAAAAAACGAAAAAAAAAUUAUAUUAUUUACCCGUUCCCUUCUUAUUUAUUCAUUUCUUUCCCCUUACCUGUUUAAUGACAGUGUCGAAAAUAUCAUUUUUAGACGAUUAAAAAAAAAAUCUUUCAUUAUUAUUACAACUAUAAACAAUAUAUUACAACCAUUUUUCCUAUAUUGUAUUUAUUUUUUAACAUUUUGAAAUAAAAAAAAAAAAUAUACUCGUAAUUUUUUCACGAAAUAUAUAUAAUAUCUUUUGUAAUGUUUAAAAAAAAACCGAAAAAGUCCGAGGAGCAAAAAAAUCAAUCAACAAAACAAUCAGGAAAUAGUAAUGACUCAUCAAAUAAACAAUUGGCAGUUUUACACAGAAAAACUGCUAAUACUGCAAUUAAUUAUCUUAUAAAUAAAGCUCCUAAAAAUUUGAUACCAGUAGUUGUCGAAACGGCAAAGUCAAUAACACCUAAAAUAAUGCGUGGUAAAAAAAAUCAUGAAAUCACUAUUAGUACUCCUUCUCCUGCUCCUCAAUCUCCUACUUAUAUAACUAGUCCAACUUUAAAACCACCUUCUACAAAAAGUUCUAAAUCUUUAAAUGAGAUAGAUAUAGGAGGUGGUGGAAAUCGUGUUAGUGAUCAUCAAAGACGUCCUUCUGAACCAACACCUAUAAGAAGUAAUUUUCCACCAGGAAUAUUUACUUAUAGAAAUGGAGUACCUGCUAUUAAUGUUCAUAAUGUUGAUGAUGGUAUGAUAUCUCCUAUUGAUCGUUCUUCUACUUCAAUAUCAAAUGUUCCUGUAAUUAAAGAAGGUUAUUUAAAAAAGAUUGAUUUUGAUUCAAAACCUUUUUUAACUUCGAGAGGUUGGAAAGUUUAUAAGGUUAAUUUAAGGGCUUCAAAAUUAUUUUGUUAUAAACCUCCUUCUGAAGCAGUUUUGAAAACUUUUUUUCCUAGUAAUAAUAAUGAUUCAUCAAUAGGUAAUGAUGUUCAUUCAACUUCUUUCUCCCCUGUUAUAGCUAAUGAUCGUGGAAUGAAUCUUAAUCCUUCUAAUUUUGAUUCAAAUGCUGCUAAAUUUAUUUUUGAAAGUAAUCUUAUAAAAAAAUAUUAUUAUGGUGAAAAGGGUUAUGAAGUGGAUCGUUCAGUUUUAAUGAGAUUUAAAAAAUUAGUUUGUUUACUUAUAUUUGAGGACAAUGUAAUUAUUUGUAAACGUAAAUUUAUUAGAUAUACUACUAAUUUAAGAUUAAUGGGUGCUAUUGGUUUAGGUGGUGGUAAUCAUUCUUCUACAAAUGUUCCUAAUUCAAAUAAUAAUGAUAUUGAAUUUGGUGGUCAAGAUAUUGAUUCAAAAAGUAUUAGUAGUACUCGUGGUAUUACUGAUAAUGAUGGUACAAAUACAAAUAAUAAUAAUAAGGGUAAAGGUUAUUUUACUAAAUGGAAACUUGAUGCUUAUUAUCCAAUUCAUAGUAUUGAAGUUAUUGAUCCAAAUUUUCAAGCUACUUAUUCUCCUUAUAUUGUACCUAAUUCUUCUUCUCAUCAUCAACAAUUUACUACAAAUAGAAUUAAUGAUGUUGAAACUUCUUCCCUUCAUUCUACUUCUUCUUCAAUUUCUGUUGCUGCAAAUACUCCAUCUUCUUCAAGUGCUAUUUUAUAUUUAAAUAUAACUGAUGGUCAAGAUAAAGAUAGUUAUCGUGUUUUCGUUGUACCAAAUAAUGAAAUUAGAUCUUUAUGGGAGGCAAAAUUAUUUGAUGCAAAAAAGAAAAGUUUAAGAAAAAUUAUGAUACAAGAAGGUGGUUCAGAUAUGGAUAAUAUACCUGUUGGAUCACAUGAUCAUACCUCUUCUGAUAAACCGGAUUCGAGAAAACUUGUAAGAGCUUAUUGGGGAACUACUAAACAUCCUGAAUUAAUUAUAAAAGAUAUCAACUCUCAACAAAAUCUUGAUCAUGAUAAUGUAUCAGCAACUACUUCUCCUGUGUCACCAUCAUCUCCUAUAAUUGAUUCUUCAUCUUUAUCACAAAGGUUUAUUCGUGGAGGUUUAAUUGAUUCAUUAAUUCAUGAACUUAUAUUUGAAACUCAAAAGGGUCCAAAUGAUAAUAAUGAUGAAUUUCUUCUUACUUUCCUUUUAACUUAUUCUCUUUUUACUGAACCAAAUCAUAUAUUUCGUGAAUUACGUCGUUGUGGUAAUAUUAGUGAUAAUGAUGAAUUAAAGAAAUCAAAAUUUAUUAGCAAAAGAUUAUGUACUAUUUUAUCCACAUGGUGUAAAAAUUAUGGUAAUGAUUUAUCACGUGAUGAUGUAUAUAAUGGAAUGAUGGAAAUUUUGGAAGAAGUUUUGAUUAAAGAAGAUAUCAUUGAAGUUGAAGAAUUAAAAAGUUUGAUACAGGAAACUCGUGAAAAUGUUCAAAAAAAUUUUAUUAAAGAUGAUAAUAUGGAAGAUCAAUUAAAAUCUCUUAAAGGUCCUCCAGCUCCACUUUCUUUAGAUCUUUCUAAUUUACUUGUUACAGGUUUAACUCCUGCUUUAUUCUUAAAGAUGAUACCAAAAGAAUUGGCUCAACAACUUUAUAUAUAUCAUUUUUUGGAAUUUAAAAAGAUGAACUUGGGACAAAAUUUAAAAAGUUUUAUACCAUCAAAAAAUCGUUCAGAAUCAAUUACAUGUCCAUUAAAUGCUACUCCUGCAUCACCUCAUUUUAUAACAAGAUUAAUAUAUCAUCAUAUAUUAACUUUAACUCAACAAUCAGCUUAUACUAGUCGUCGACCUUUAUUAUUAAUUCAUUGGAUAGAGACUGGUAUAGCAUGUAAAUCAUUAGGUGAUAUGACUGGAUGGUUAGCAGUUGCUUUAGCUAUUUGUUCACCUGCCAUAGUACGUUUAAAGGAUGCAUGGAGACGAGUUAAUAAACAUUGGAUCGAUGUUGUUAUUAAUGAUUGGGUACCACUUUUAAUUACAUGUGGAGGUAUUGAUGGUGAAAUUGAUAUUGAAAAUGUUAAAUCUUUACUUCUUGUUGUACAAGAUAAAAAAGAAAAGAACAUGACAAAACCUAUUCCAUAUUUUGGUUUCAUCACUCUUACUAUGGAACGAUUAAAUUCAAAUAUUCCAUCUGUAAUUGAUCGUUCUGUUAAUGAUAAACGUCCCGGUUCAAGGAAUAAUAGUAUUUCAGGAGGUGUUGUAAAUUUUGAAAAAUAUUGGAAGAUGUAUGAUACUCUUAUUGAAUCUCUUGAUCAAUGUCAACAACUUAUAAAUUUUAAUGAACUCUGUGAAGAUAUUUGCCCUUUUUCACCUUCUUCUCCUUUACAAAAAUUUUUCCAUCAAUUUAAUUCUGUUCCCGCUUCAUCAGCUCUUGAUACUUGGCAAUUAUUUGAAUCUUCUUUAAUUUGUGAACCACGUCUUCAUGGUCAAUAUUUGGAACAUCAUGCUCUUCAACGAAAACCUUAUUCUGCAUAUGUCCCUUUAGUAUUUACAGAAGUUAUACCAACAAAUCGUUUAUUUGAAAAAAAUGCUUUCUUAAGUGCAAGUGGAGCUUUAGGUAAGAGGGCAUCUAAUUCUUCAUUAAAUAUUGGGGAUAAUAAUCCUACAAUAUCAUCUUCUGGACGUCCCACACCUACACCUCUUAAUUUAGAAUCACUUCCAGCUUCAAGUUCUAAGAAUAAACCUAAUUCUCCAAGUCACCUUUCAGUACAACGUGGUGUUAGAAAGAGAACUUUAUCUUUUCCACCAGCUAAAAUAGGUCCUUUGACAUCUACUACAUGGAAUACUGGGUUGGAUCUUGUUACAAGAAAUUGGUUAGGUGGGCUUGUUCAAAAUCGUGGAGGUUAUGCCUUUUUAUUAAAAUGUAUGAAAGAUAUCGCUGGUGUUGGUGAAAUGUUAAUGUUUGUAAAAGAUGGUGAAUUAGUCUUCAAAUCUGUUAGAGAUGCUACUGGAUCUCGUCCUGCAAGUCUUGUUGAAAAUUCUUCUGGAACAAGUUCCAAACGUAAUUCGAUUCAUGGUCUUGUUGCUCUUACACAACAACAAAAUUCACCACGUACGAGUAUUUAUAAUAUUGAUCAUCAUGAUGCUUUAAUGGUUGUUGUUAAAGCUGGAACUUUGGAACGUUUAGUUGAUGUUUUAGUUAAUGGUGUCGCUUCUUAUAGCACAAGUGUUGUUGAUGACAACGGUGAACCACCUUUAACUGUUGGAAAACAGGGACAACUCGGAAUUAAUUCUGAAGAAUAUUUAGCAACUUUUUUUAGUACAUACCGUAGUUUUUGUAGUCCCAUUUUACUUCUUGAUAUUUUACGAAAACGUUUCAUUAGUGCAAAGAAAGAUGUUGAAUCUCAAAAAGAUUGUGAUACAAAUUAUGCGAUUGGUACAAUUCAAAAAAAGGUUUUAAAAGUAUUUCAUUAUUGGAUUUCACAAUUCUUUUAUGAUUUCUUGGAUGAUUUGACUUUAAAAAAUCGAUUAAUGCAUUUUGUUGAGGAAGCCAAAAUUGAAGUGGAAAGUUGGUCUAAAAUUGUUAAGGAAGAAUCUCUAAUAAUAUUGGUUAAAGAAGUUAAAGAUUCUUUAAAUUCUUUAAAACAUUCAGCUUCAGAAAAGAGUCUUAAACCAGCUCACGAUUUUCAAAAUGAAAAGAUGGCUAGUCUUGUUGAUAAAGUUUUAAAUGAUUCAUAUCAAUUAUCAUCAUCAGACAAUGAUAAUAAACAAAUCAUAGAUAAUGAUAAUAUAGCUAUUCAUUCAAUAGAUAAUAAUGAAGCUUGUGACCUUUUGGAUAAUAUUGAUUUAAUGGUUCUUAAAUUGUUUGAGGCGGUGACACCACAAGAUUGGAUUUUGGCUUAUGAGAUUCUUGAAACUCAGUCUUCCGAUAUCCUUGGAUGGUAUCCGAAAAAACAUUCUUCAAAUUCAGAUGAUGAAAUUUUUAUUACUGACAUAUUUAUAACUUUACAACGUACGGAACGAAUUAGCAAUUCUAAAGAAAAUGUUCUCUGUUCACUCCCUCGAUCAAUCAAAGCCUUGUGUCGCAUGCAUAACAUUAUACGUAACUGGAUAAUUCAAGAAAUUACAUCACCAUCUAUUGAAUGUGAUAAACGAGUGAAUCGAAUAAAUAAAUUGGUUGAUAUGAUAUUGUUAAGUAGAAGGAGAAUGGCUAAAUUAGAUAUUUAUCCAAAAGAUGAAUCCCCUAAAGAUUCUGAAUCUAAAAGAGGAGUACCAUCUUUUAUUGAGAGUUCAAUUGUUAGUGGUUUAAUUAGUCCAGAAAGUAGAUAUUUCACAAGAGCUUGGAAUGAUGUAGCACAAAGUCGAAGUAGUGGUUUGGAUUCCCUUGAUAGUUUACUUCAUAAUGAAUUAUCUAAACCUAUCGAAGAUUUACACCCUAAUUUCGCUUUAGUACCAUGUGUUGGAUGGUUAUUUGAAAGAAUGUUGGAAAUAUGUUGUAAUGUUCCUGAUAUGUCUUUUGAAUCAGAAAAAUUAAUUAAUUACGAUAAACGUCGUUACGUAUAUAAUCUUACACAAAUAUUUGUUCGAUUGCAACAUGAAUUAACGGAACUUUCUCAAGGAAUGAACCCUCCUGUUGAUGUUCAACAUUUAAUGAAUGCAAGUUCACAUGAUAGUAAUUCCAAAUCAGACCUACGUUAUAUUAAAGAUAUUGCUAUUAAGGAAAAUAGCGCAAUUCGUAUCGCGAGUGCACAGUCAAAAUUUAAAUAUCAAAAACCUUUUAAUAAACUUGUCGCUGAGCAACAAGAAAAGGUAAAACGCGAUCAGAAAGAAAGAGAUCGUUUAACUAAAGAGAUGCAUAAGAAACAUCAGAGACCGCGUAAUAAAUCUAGGGUCGAAAGUUUUAUCAAACAAGUAGCAAGACCUUUGUCUAUUUUUGGGGGUCCUUGGCAAUCACACAAUUCUGGAAACUUUACGAAUAUUAAGUAUUCAUCUGGACAAUCUCAUUACACAUCUUCCAAACCAGCACUAGUUAUUAAUUUAAUUAAUUCCGUCACGUGUGAGGCAUCAGAUUUUGGUUUAUCACUCGAUUUUGUUUUUCGAAUUGUGACCGAAGAAGGAGGUCGAUAUAUGUUUCAAGCUCUUGAUAAUGAUAAUAUGAACGACUGGAUACGAGUUAUUAACGAAGCAGCCAAAGAAGGGGCACAGAAACGUAGUACUAUAUUGGAUAAAGAAUUUAACAUCUUACCUAAAGAAGAGGAAGUUCCUGAUGAACCUAAAAUACGAAAUUCUGUAUACGGUAAAGACUUAAGUACAUUGAUGCCUGAUGGAAAGAUUCCAGUUUUUGUUGAAAAAUGCAUAAUUGAGAUUGAAAAUAGAGGUCUUAGAGAAGUUGGUAUUUAUCGUGUUCCCGGGGCCGAUAAAGCUGUUAAUAGACUCAUAACAGCUUUUAAUAAAAACGCUGAUGCUGUCGAUUUGAGUAGUGAGGAAUACAGAGAUAUUAAUAUUGUAGCAGGUGCUCUAAAGCGUUUCUUCCGUGAUCUUCCAGAACCUUUAAUGACAUUUGAACUAUAUGAUGAAUUCAUUGAAGCAAAUGAUCUUCAAGAUCAAGAUGAUAAGCUCUAUGCUAUUAAAGACCUUUUGUAUAGACUCCCAAAACCAAAUUUUGAAUUAUUAAAAAGAUUAAUCGAACAUCUAGAAAGAGUUACAGAUUAUGAAGAAACCAAUCAUAUGUACGCUAGAAACUUGGCUAUUGUGUUUGGACCCAAUUUACUUAAAUCAAGAGAUUUUGUAAAAUCCAUGAGUAAUAUAGGUCAUCAUAGUAGUAUCAUCAAGAGUUUAAUUCUUCAAUAUCAUUGGUUCUUUAAUAUUGAAGAAGAGAAUGAAGACGCCUCUGAGAUUGAAUAUCACGAUGAUCUUUUAGAUCCAGAUAUUGAAACUAGUGAACCUGAUGGAGAGAAUGAAGAUCGCCAAACUCAAGAAAACACUAUAGUAACGGAUGAUGAUGCUUCAUUUGAAGCUUCUUCAGAUAUAAUCGUUUCAGAAAAUGAACCAAUACAUGAACCUAAUUAUGAUGAUUUAAAUAAUUUAGCUAACGAAUUUGAAAGACUUUCAUGGGAGGGAUCAGAUAGAGAUAUUAAAGAAGGAAGUGAAAAUUUACAAAAAAAUUUACAAGAUUCUCUAGAAUCAUCAUUAUCAUUAUCUAAACAUUCAAUAGUUUUAGAACAACACAAAUAUAUUGAUAUCGAAGAUAUUGGUAACAGAGAUUCAACAUUAACAGAUGUAACAGAGGAUCCGGAAGGUGAAUUAGAACUAUCAUUACAAGAAUCAGAAAAUAAAAUACACAAGUAUUCAGAUAACAUUUUCGAAGAAAAUAAUUGUGAAUCUGUUUUAACGAAUGUUAGUGAAGUAUCAGAAAAUGCAUCUAUAAUGGAAUCCGUGAAAACUGAAGAAUUGAAUAUUACUGAAGUAUCAGAAAAUGCAAAUAUAGUAGAAUCUUCGAAAAACGAAGAACAUGUUACCGUAGUAUCUGAGAAUGCAUCUAUAGUACCUGUGAAAAAUGAAAAACAGAACGUUACCGAAAUAUCGGAAAAUGUGGAAUCCGUAAAAAAUGAAGAGAAUGUUAUUGUAGUAUCAGAGAAUACAUCUACAGUAGAACCUGUGAAAAACGAACAGAACGUUACCGAAAUUUCGGAAAAUACAUCUAUAGUGGAAUCUGUAAAAAAUGAAGAGAAUGUUAUUGUAGUAUCAGAGAAUACAUCUACAGUAGAACCUGUGAAAAACGAAGAACAGAACGUUACCGAAAUUUCGGAAAAUGCAUCUAUAGUGGAAUCUAUAAAAAAUGAAGAGAAUGUUAUUGUAGUAUCAGAGAAUACACCUACAGUAGAACCUGUGAAUAACGAAGAACAAAACGUUACCGAAAUAUCGGAAAAUGCAUCAAUAAUGGAAUCUAUAAUUAAUGAAGAGAAUGUUAUUGUAGUAUCAGAGAAUACACCUACAGUAGAACCUGUGAAAAACGAAGAACAGAACGUUACCAAAAUUUCGGAAAAUGCAUUUAUAGUGGAAUCUGUAAAAAAUGAAGAGAAUGUUGUUGUAGUAUCAGACGAAGAACAGAACGUUACUGAAAUUUCGGAAAAUGCAUCUAUAGUGGAGUCUGUAAAAAAUGAAGAGAAUGUUAUUGUAGUAUCAGAGAAUGCACCUACAGUUGAACCUAUGAAAAACGAAGAACAGAACGUUACUGAAAUUUCGGAAAAUGCAUCUAUAGUUGAGUCUGUAAAAAAUGAAGAGAAUGUUAUUGAAGUAUCAGAGAAUACAUCUACAGUAGAACCUGUGAAAAACGAACAAAAUGUUACUGAAAUAUCGGAAAAUACAUCUAUAAUAGGAUCUCUGAAAAAUGAACAGGAUGUUGCCGAAGUACUGGAAAAUGCAGAAUUUGUGAAAAGUAAAGAUCAAACAGAACAAGUUAAUGAAACACUGCGAAACUUGAAUGAUACGAAUACUGUUGUUCCUAUGCCAGCAAUAAAACUAAAUGAAAGAUUCCUAGAUAAAUCUAGAUAUUCGGUGAAUCUUAUAGAUUUUGAUUCAGACUUUGAAACAUUACCACAACAGAUUAAUAUGUUUAAUACAGUUAAUGAACAUUUAAUUGACAGAAUAGAUAAUUACAUUGAAUAUAAGUCAACAUUGGACAAACCGUUACAACCAGGAAAAGUUGUUCGUCGACAAGAAAGUGCAUCAAAUGAUAAUAUAACAACAAAAAAAGAUUUCACUGUAGAACAACACGAUAACUUAUUCAUAAAUAAUGAAUUGAACCCAAAACGAAAUUCCAUAAGUUCACUUCAAUUUGUUUUAACUGAUGAUAUGGACGAAUUAAACUCGCAAAGGAAAAGUGUGGUAUAUGAACAGGAACUAAUACAAGAUGAUUUUAGUGUAUUUGUUCAACAAGAAAAGGAAGAAACACGUACUACUCAACGAUCUUCCAUUGAAAACGCUGUAAAUGGUAAAUUUAGUUCGAAAGAUGAAAUUGGGAAAUAAUGAAUCAAAAUAAAUCGUAUGCAGCACAUUUGAGUUUUAUGUAUUUUUUUAAUAAGUAUUAUGGGUAGUAUAAAUUUAACACAUAAAAGAUUGGUUUUUUUAUUUAUUUAUUUCAUUUCAUUU
Messenger RNA from Rhizophagus irregularis DAOM 181602=DAOM 197198, 9065 nucleotides. RefSeq lists its product as uncharacterized. The record is from RefSeq and is a predicted model, not a curated record. Gene Ontology annotation, cellular component: cytoplasm. Gene Ontology annotation, molecular function: guanyl-nucleotide exchange factor activity. Lineage: Eukaryota; Fungi; Glomeromycota; Glomeromycetes; Glomerales; Glomeraceae. Gene Ontology annotation, biological process: regulation of GTPase activity; small GTPase-mediated signal transduction.